UACGCGAACAUUUAUUUAUUAUGAUAUUGAUUGAGCGUCAAAAAGGACAGAGGAAUAAGUGCGCUUUAAAAUUUUAACCCCAUUUUUACGAAACAUAACAAAGAAAAGGAAGACAUUGUAAACCAAACAAAGUGUACACGUACGUUAUAUAUUGUUUUUAUUAGUGACUAAUUUGAUGUUAUUGGCCUUAUAACGCAAAAUGCUGAAGUGUUAUUAGUAUUCGAGCCAAUGCUCGCUCCCGAAAAGAAUAUAUAAGUAUAAGUACGGCAACCCAAAAUGAAAGAUUAAUAACACAUGAUUUAUAUAAUUUAUUUCAUGAUUUUAUGCAUAAAUUAGAUUUUCAAUUUGCUAUAUCCCCCUAUAUCAAUUAAAGUCACAAGAUUUUUGCGCUUUGGAGACAUUCAUUCAUUUCAGGAAACAAUAAAUUAUUUAAGUAUAAAAAUUCUUUUGUGCAGCAACAACUUACUUAGUUUUGAAUAGAAACUACAUGGAAACUAAAAUCUUGCUCAACAUAAUAUUCAUCUUUUUCCCAUACACUUAUAUAUAUAUUGAUUUAUUAGAAAUUUGAUCAUAUAUAUAUUUCCGGAAUUUAUGGCUAACGUUUGCAACACCUAGAAGGAAGAAUCAGGAGCUCUAAUCAUAAUUAAGUUCUGAAUCAAUCUAUGCAUGAUCGUGAUGAACAAAUACCCAAUCGCAAAAGAUUAAAUAUCGAGUUUAAGUCUAAAAAGAUCUUGCGCGCAGUUUAUUAAUAACGCAAGUUGAACAAGAAUUUUCACUCUUUAAAAUGAUUAUGAAAGUUCCUUCAAGCGAUUGGUCUGACCAAUUCGAACAAUAUGUAGUGGAAGAGGAAUCUGAUAACGAUUUAGAUGAUGAACAAGAUUUCUCUGAGUACUUAUGGAUGGAAAACGAAGAAGAGUUCGACAAAAUAGAAUUACAGCGUCUUGAAGAAGAGGAAUUGAUGAAAGAGUGCAUAGACGCCAUGUUGGAAGACGAAUUGGAAACACAACUAUGUGAGUGGCAAAAAGCCAGGAAUGAAGAACUGAAUGCGGCACUCUCUUCACUUUCAGUUACUAGUAGAAACACACUGGCCGUCAAUUCUUUGCUGAAUCCUUUGGCUGACGAGUUUAUUCCUCGCAGCCGUUUAUUUAUAGAUCUGGGAACAUCGUAAUUCGAUAUAGGUUUUCCUCUGUAUCUUCAGAGAAUGUCCUCUUCAAAACUCUAAAAUGAUUAUAUGACCUGCUUGUUGCCAUUUUCCCAAGUAGUAAUAUCAAUUUUAAUAAAAUCUGGAAUAUAUUUAUACAAACAUUUCAGGACAACAAGCUUCAUAAAAACAAACUUAAAAAAAUUGUUUCCCAGACAUAUUUUUAAAAUUAUCUCAGUUUAUUUGUGUAUGUAUGUAUUUUAAGAUUUGUUAACAAAUAAUAAGUGACAAGAGUGUCCAUGUUCAUUGGUCUCUUAUAGGCAAAUGUGGUUACUCUCUGUGUGAUUUCUUUUAAUCCUUUAAUGUGAUAUACGUAUUUAGAACACAACUGUACUUGAUAAAUAUGUAAGUGUCAUUUCAUAGAGGGACGAUAAUUAGUCAUCUGAGCCUCUACUGUCUGACAAUGGAAAAACACGAUAAAUAAUCUUAAUGGCGACAGAGCAGUGUUAAAAUCAUAAGUGUUCUCUAAAUAUGGCUUUUCUGUUAUCGUUUCUGAUAAAUAUUUGUAAAAUUUUGUUUGUAUUCAAAAAAAAAUAAAUAAAUAAAAAAAUAAAAUAAAAAUAUAUGCUAUCUAAUCCACGUCUUUUAGUUUAACGUAAUUUGGUAAUAAGCAAAAUCUGUCGGUGCAGUUGCAAAAAUCUGAUAGAUGCCUAAAGCAGAAGUCUUCGAUGGAAAUAAAUUAGAAGGAACAAUGUGUAAUGAUGAGCAUAUCGGACAGAGUAACAAAUUCUAG
Glossina fuscipes is the source of this 1934-nucleotide messenger RNA. Its product is annotated as polyadenylate-binding protein-interacting protein 2-like. Gene Ontology annotation, cellular component: cytoplasm. NCBI's taxonomy places the organism in Eukaryota, Metazoa, Arthropoda, Insecta, Diptera, Glossinidae. Bases 785 to 1168 code for a protein of 127 amino acids. The record is from RefSeq and is a predicted model, not a curated record. Gene Ontology annotation, biological process: negative regulation of translational initiation. Gene Ontology annotation, molecular function: mRNA regulatory element binding translation repressor activity. The transcript is spliced from 3 exons.